GGUUUUGUUGCAGUUUUAGGAAGUCACUCUUGGUGUUUUUUUUUUUUUAAUUAUUAUUUCUAAUGUAUUUAUCGGGAAUAAACUAUAUACAACCCUGCUUUUUUUUUUAAUCAUGCAUGUUUGUUUGUUUGUUUGUUUGUUUGUUUAAUUGACUUCCUGACAGCCCAAAUAGCUCUUCUAACCUGAUGAUGAGAGAAUGUCCUCUGAGUGUGACGCACACUUGCACAAUGGUUUUAUUCUUCCAUUAAAGGUCCGGUUGUGUUCUGGUUCAGCUCGCGCACCUUCAGCCGGUCCAUUUGGGCAACGUGACCGUGCGCACGCGCCAUUCUUCUCUCUAUCUUUCCGAGGAGGAGGAGGAGUGGACAGAAAACUGAUCUCUUCCUCAUUGCCCUGCGUAGAUCAGGUUCGUUAUUGCAGCCUGCGGGUUGCUCCUGGACGGUGCGCACGGCUGAUUUGUCCUGUUUUUGGAGAUUUUAUUUUGCAAAAGGGAAAGGGGGACACAGAAAUCCGCAGUGAGGGAGAGAGAGAGAAAGAGAGAGAGAGAGUUGUGCUGAAGCCGCGCAAACGGAACGCGCAAUACGCACACGCAUUAUUUUACGCGCACGCAUUUACGCACAGGCACUUCAUCAUUCUGACUUUCCCUGAUCCGGUCGGUUUGCUCGUCUGAUCAGACACCCCAGGAUUGUUUUUUUUUUAAUUUUUUUUUAUGGAAACUGAAGCGACUGGUGAAGUCGCGGUCAUGCUGCCUCCGAAAAGCUGCCUCCCGAGAAAUUACAGCUGCAUUGCUGGUCUGUUUGGGAGCCUGAGCGCAAACCAGAAGAUGGAUGAUGGGGAGAAAACAGAAGGUGAAGAAGAAGAAGAGGAGGAGGAGGAGAAGGUGGAGGGGGCUGUGACCGGCGAGCCGUUAGAGAUGCGCGUCGUGAACGAGAGACCGAGGGGUCGUGAAUCCUUCCCGAAGCCGCCGCCGCCGAGUCCCGGUCUGCGCCGCCGGUGCAAAUCCUUACCGAGCUCUGCGGAGAGAGCGAAGCUGGAAGUGGCGCGGAUCUGCAGCCCAUCCAGCCAGAAGAAAGUGCGCUUUGCUGACUCGCUCGGCCUCGAACUCAUCACCGUGCGGCACUUCGACGACACCGACGUCCCAGAAACCCCUGACAAGUUCAAAAAGGCACGAGCGCUCCACCUGAACAACUUCGAGCUCUCGAAUGUCGGAUGCGCGCAGUCCACCUUCGUGGAGACGCUGUUCACGAGUCCGGGCGCGCAACCCGAUUUCCAGGAGCGACUCCAGAUCGCCAAGGUCCUGCUGGAGUCCGUUGAGACGGAUGAGUUCAGCGUGUCGGGCAUCGUGCGCGUCCUGAACCUGGCGUUUGAGAAGACCGUGACUCUGAGAUACACACUGAACAACUGGCUCACCUUCAUGGACGUCCCGGCCACGUACGUGCCGCAAUCGAGCGACGGAUCCACCGACAAGUUCCACUUCAAGAUCGUCACGCCGGCGUUCUUCGAGAGCAGCAGCAGCCUGCAGUUCGCCGUGUGCUACCGCGUCGGGACCGACGAGUUCUGGGACAACAACGACGGCACGAACUACAAAGUGCGACGCCACAGAUUCAAGAUCUCUCCUCCUCGGGAAUGGGAUGACGGCUGGAUCCACUUCAUUUAGAUCAUUGACUAGAUGGUCAUGAAGGUUUGUACUGUAUCUCCUGGAGCUUCCAAUCCAGGAAUCUCAUGGCUCCAGAGACAGAGAGCGCGCCUCGCUGAUGUGUUCUCACAAGGGAAGCACUUUUUGGUUUCUUUUCCAUUUCAAACCUUCUGAUCUGAUGAAAUCAGCCCAACUUUGGAAGCGCCAAGUUGGGCUGGGAACAUACUGGUCAUAGGUUUAGCCUAUAAUCCAUGUACCUACAAGUGAGUGCAAAAGUUUGCAUCCCCCAUCGGUUUCUUAUCUAGAAAUCCCAUGUUUGUACUGUAUCUCUUCUCUUGGUUGGUUGGUUGGUUGGUUGAUUUAAAGCCGGCUGUACACUGUGCAUCAUUUCAUAGUGUUACUUUGCCAUGAGAACCCAUGGGACGGGUUAUUCAUGUCAGAAACAAGAUCUGUAACAAACACUGCAUGUCAGGUUAUACAAUCGAUCCUCAAACGUAGACCUGCGAUUAAAGAACAUUGCAUUUUCUGCAUCUACAAUUUGACACAAGGAUAUUCGUUUACAUGUAUCGGUAACAGCGCUGCCCCAUGAGUUUGCAUUGCAUGACAUUACAUUAAAGACAUUUAGCAGACGCUGUUAUCCAGAACGACGUACAACGCACCCAGACAAGCCUGGGGAAGACAAGUUAGGGGUGAGGUGCCUUUCUCAACAGCACUUCAGCUAUUCCUGCUAGUCCAGGGAAUCAAACCGGCAACCUUUUGGUCCCACCAUUAAGGACAUGGCUUCCUUGUGCAUCAUCCGACUGGUGGCUUUUAACUGAGCAUCAGUGAGUCAGAGCAGCUCUGAAAAAUCAUCCUCUGAUAGUGUCAAUGAUAUUUAUAAGACCACUGAUCUCGACUAAAUCGCGAGGUGCGUGACGGAAAAACCAGUCGACAGCAUCAAUCUGACUUAAGCCUAACAUGGCGUUAUCUUUAGGAGCAAUCCGUUCACACGAAUUAGCAUGCUGUAAUUAAUUUAGGCCUUUUAAAUGCACCUUGUUUAAAGUGCCCAAGACAAUUUAAAUCAGUGGGAAUGAGAAAAACAGCAGAGAGGUUAAAAACAAAACAAAAAAACCUCUCAAACAAAUGGAGAUGUGAAAAAGUUCUCGUGGUCAAUAUAUUUCCAUAUUUAACAAAACCCUAAUCUACAUUUCUUGACUCGUAUUGAUACUGUAAAAACCUGUCAUGCGUUAAACGCCUUACUGGUUUCCUCAUCUCAUCCUCAAGCAGGGGUAUGCAAACUUUUGCACAGUAGUAGUAGCAUCUAAAGUCUAAACUCAGCCAAGGUAUAUCUAAUCAACUGCUAUUCCACCCAUUUUCACUUUGUGUGCUGAAACUUCCUGUUUUAGAUGAAAAGCACUGUUGUGAAAGAUGACGUGGCUUUGAGGCGUUGUGACAUGUUUUUAUUGCACUCGUUCUCUUCUUCCACGAUACAGAGCUGCUGUGUUGCGUGUCGUGGGCAGAAUAUGUGUCAAUGCUUGUAAAAUCGCUGAGUAUACUCGCACGCCGAGAGAGAGCUCAGAAGAAUAUGACAGCUGGAGAUGGGCUCCAGCAAACCUGAAAAGAUGUUCAGGAACAAUAACGAGUCAAAGGAGCGAAGAAAGAAUGAGUCCCUGUACACGAGGGAAGAACAGUUUUUGAGAUUAGAUCACAAGACCUUUUAAUGUCAGUCGACUUUCUAACUCCUGGACUUUUGAAAUAGUUGAUCUCCAACACUCAACAACCUAUCCUGAAGUUUCCGUCUCAUCAUGAGGCGAGGUAAGGGACGGUUCGAGGGGGAAAAUCGAAUUUGCAUAGAUUUUCUGUUCGUUGUAAAUGCACUCGAUGCAUUUCAGCCAAGAUGGACUGCAUUCGCGUCCCACGUUUUUGCUUUAUCAUCUUUUCCACAUCAGAGCCAUAAAGCUACAAGUAAACGGAAGCUCGAAAUCAUCACACGUUCACACACCGGUCUGGUCCAGUCGCUCACCUUGAAUAACCUUGUGCAGGUUUUAACAUGAAUAAUUAUUUCUAUAGACUAACUAGUCAUUUGAACAUAAAAUUAAUGAUUUUAACUUGAUAUACAUUUUCAAAGCAAACUUAAGUGUUACGAAUGUUUAACUGCGAUUACGUGACCAGAUUUUCUCAAGUGUGAUGAUUUUUUUUCAGCAUUGGAUUUGCAUUAGUGGGCGUCAAUCACAACUCCACUUCCUUCCUAAAACUGUCAAUUCGACUUAACAAAUAUUUAAUUUCUUUAUCAUUUCCGUCACCUCGAACCAGUCUGCAAAGCACCGCAUUCAUGACGUGUCUGUUUACGGUGCAGCUUUUAUGGCUGUACAGUACAUAAAAAGUUGAGUGCAAAAGUUUGUACCCCUUGGAGAGCAAGUGGGGAAAAACAGUGUCUCGUGAUGAUGUGUACAAUUCAAUAUCAAAACAAAAUAGAAGUGAAAACAAGUUCCGAAGGACGAACUAACACAUUAAAAAAAAACAACAACAUCAUGAACUUAAAGCUACUGUAGACGGUCUUUCGAUUUCAUAAAAUCGGUGAAAUUUAGUUCCGUCUGAAAUUUGGUCAUUGUGAGAUGUUUAUUUCUGGGAAGUUAUUGAAUUUGAGGUGAUUAAAGCAAAUAACGUGCAUGAAAUUGCUCGCUUUUAGCGCAGGUUUACCUUUGACCGUGCACUGACUGUUACUAAACGAACAGCUGAUCACACCGAGGUGUUCGCUAAGCGCCGAUAUUUAUUAGUUUGGUCCUGCAUUUCCUUUCCUUCGUAUAUAACAUAACGUCGUUGGUCUUUCACAUUUCAUUCGCGCACUCUCAUCCUCCAUUUUUCUCUCCUGUUUCAAAUUUGCAUCCCACAAUGCCUUGCACGAACAGAGAAAGCCCACCAUGUGAUGUGAUGUGAUGUGAUGCAUGAUGUAGUAUCUUGUAUUGGCUCAUGGUGAAGCAGGAAAAAAUAGCGGAGAAUUUAGGGCCACGUGGCUCUAAAUUCAUUAAUUGUUCUAUUUAAAAAAAAAAUGAAUAAAAUUGGAAGUCUGUGAUUCGAAUUCAGUAGCUUUCGGCCCACUAGACAAAAAAAAAACUUGGUGAUGAAAUGAGGAAAUGUGUCGCAUCUGAUGGAUCUGUUUGGAUGGAAUUAGUUUUAUGAUGUGACAUCGGUCAUGAUUUUUUUUUUUUUCCCAGAUGUUAAAUCUGUGAGAAUGGUUUUUAAAAAUCAAAAUACUGCAAAAGGGAUGAGGCUAUUUCUAGAAAUCUAUUUCUAGAAAUAUUGCAUGAUGUUUUAUGUUUGUAGUGAAUAUAAAGUGGUUUAUAACGUAUGUAAUUAUUAUAAUAGUCUCUUCAAUCAGCCUUCAUCAAUCAUCUCGCUCGCUCAAUCAAUGAAUGUUUGUUUGUUUUCUUUUUCUGGUUAAUGGACUGAUAAUAUAAGCAGCAUGGACAUGGAGUUAUACGAUCAGAGAUCCAGAGAUGAGCGACGGCUCAAUGUGGUCAUGUUUGCAUGAUCUGAGAAGCAGAUAUGCGCACUAGGGAGAAAAACACUGGCAUGGAAAUAAACUCACAGCGUCGCACCUGGAGUUUACAGAAUGACUCCCAGAUUCUUGUUGUAAAUUUAAUCCCAUCCAAAUCGGGCUACGGACGGCAGGAAACCCGCCGCACCAAAUUUGUUCUUGCUGUUAAUUUCAUUUCUUCACCUUUUCGAAUUUGUUGUAUUUUGUGCAAACUUUUGCACUCAACACUAAGCGAGUGCUAUGUCGAGGUAUUUAUGAAAUAUAUAAUCAAUUCAGGUGGCUACAUCAUCAUCCUGUCCCCUGAGAGAAAUCCUCAUCAGUAUCCCUCAAAGCAGGAUCUUCCGAAGAAACCGCAGCGCCUUGUAUCCAGAUGCUUUCUUCACAUGACUCGCACUUUCAAACCAAGCUCAUUCCAAGCCCUCUCUGUUUCACGUAACACGUGCAUUUCAUACCAAACACAUUUAUACUGUGAGAACGUUUCAGAACAGCUGGAGUGCCUAUGCUUUCAGGUUUAACCUAAAGGGGGGGAAAACCCGCAGAUUUUAUUUUUAUGCAACAGAACCAAAACUAGAUGUACGAUUUAUUGGGUUAAUAUAUAUAUAUAUAUAUAUAUAUAAUAUACUGUAUCUCAUUCCUGUCCUGUGUGUGUGCACUUGCAGAGUGUCGCAACUUCAUUUUUGUAAAUAUCAUUCGUUGUAUUGUGUCAAGUCGUUGAUGUCGUUAAAAUUGUCGGAAAUGUAGCAUUUGUGCAGAUUUGGCUUUCGUCUGGUCGUGCAUUGUUAAUGUUAUUUAGAAACCUGAUGUGUUUUUUUUUUUUUAAACUUAACAAAGGUUAAGUUUACAUCGUUAACUUUUGUAUUUUUCAUACGAACAGAAAGAGCAUCAGCUCUAACGUGAGUAUUACCCAAAUGCCUAAUCCUGGGAUCAGACUAUAUUACUGUACAUUCAGGACUAUUUCAGCCUGAUUUCGACACGACUUUGUCUUCGGUGGUAAAUUUCCAGCAAAUAUGAACGUCAGAAAAGACGUACGAGACUUGUAAGAAGAGCGAUGACACCCUGGUGAAAAAUCUACCAUGUCAGAAAGUUCUUUAUUCUCGUGUAGCUUGAUAACUCCUACAACGUGUUCCUCAAUAGCCGUGAUUGACAAUUUCUUGACCCGCCUCCCAGGCAACAUGCAAGGACGUGAAUGAUGAUUGGUCACGGUCAAACUUGUAACGUCAGCAGUCUCCUGAUCAAGACGCAGCAAGAACUUCUGGCACUAAUCUGACAUGGUGACCAUCGUGAAAGACAAAAAUAUUGUGUAGUCUGAUCCCAGCAUCAGCGAUGAUUGAGUUAUCUGUUUUGCGAAUGUCAGACUAAAUCAAGAAGCUUUCAUGUCUCGGAGCUCAUAUACACCGUGUGCACGCUUUAAAAUCAAUGCCAUUUCUAUACAAUUUGCAGUGUAGCACAUUUAAAAAAAAAAAAAGCUUCGCCUGAAGUACUGAUUAUUUUUGCACAAAGUUUUCGUCCCUGAUUGUGAAAAUGGAUCCCAGGCUGUUGCAGGAUGUUUUUCUUUUCUGUUGUUUAAUAAUGCAUGAGAUUGAAAUUCCUCUGCAGAGCUAAAGCACACUGCUACUAAUUGAGGAACCCAAAAGAAUUGAGCAGGGAGUAGAUCCAUGCCACGAAAACAUCACGGACUCAAACACUGAUGGACUUUACGCUUCGCGGCUCGGUUAUCUUCCACACUUUUUCUAACACUGAUCGAACCAUCAUCACUUUUAUGAAAUGAUUUUGCACCAAUAGGAAUCGAAAUACGUUUGAGAUUCGGAUUUAAUUUUAUAGUUUUGUAAGACGAAAUUAAAAGUCUAGCUAGCAUAACCAUCCGACGUACAAAAUUCAUUCACAUUUUGGAGGCGAAUACAAAAUUCAGUCCUCACUAAAAAUUGUUGAUUAAGAAUCGGAAAUUUUCAUGACCACAGAUUUAUACGCAGAUAUUCCAGCCAUAUAAUUAAGAGUUAUUCCAUGAAAUCAAGUCGUACAUGAGCUGAUAGUGCUAUAAGUCAUGUAUGACGAGAUCGAGUGGAAUAACCGUUUUAUUCUAUCUACAUUCACUGGAUUUUGAAAAACGGAGCCUUUUUUUUUUUUUUGUAAAUCUCAUAAAUACAAAUUUUAUACAAAAUGUCAGACAAAAUCAUUUCCGCUUAGAAUGUAAACAAACUGGUGAAAUGACCGGAGCAAUUUGUGAAAAAUGAGAAUAAUAAUAAUUAAUAAUAAUUCUUGAAAAAUUAACAAAAAAAAUCUGUUCUUACCAUCAAAUCCUUUCAUUCCAUAUUUUGUUGCACUUUUUUUUUUUUUUUUGUAUUUUUUGGGGUUUUGUUUUCCAGUCAAGUUUUUAUUUCGUCCUCGGUUGGUUCAGUAACACGCUUCGCCAUUUUGUUUUUCUCUACUCACUGUAUAUGAGCUGAUAUCCUGGUAGUAGAGUAGCCAAUCAGAGCGCAUAUCCAGUGAAUGUGGAUAGAAUAAUUUAACUUGGACGAUAAAUAAACUUCACUUUGACUUUAGCUUCAAAACUUUGAAACGAAGCAUAAAAAAAAACUUUUAUAUAAAAAUUCUCAUUCAAAUUCGCUACAUUUGGAAAGAACGGUUCUUUAAUGGUUCUUAAAGCGUUCAUUUUUUAACGAAUGGUUUUACCAGGAACACUUUCUCUGUGUAGAGAAACUCUGUUAUAGGAUUCAUCGCACCUUUUGAGAUCAAUUGAAGGGUUGUAACCCUUUUUUUUUUUUAAGAGUUUAGUGGCAUAAAUAUUAUUUCAUACGCACUCAUUUGUUCAUGAAUUGUUCAUCAAAUUUCCUCAGAAAUUGAAAUCUACAGUAAUGUGUGUUCUUUAGAAUGUCGCGGCAAGAAUACAUAGAAUUUCUUUGCUUUCUUGGGAGUUGUUCACUUGGGAGUGUUUAUGCACUGUGUGUGUGUUAGUUACCCAGAAUGCACUUUGAGAGUACAUGUCUGUCAGCAUGUUUAAACCUGACACUCAAAAAUGCAAAUUUUUUUUUAUACUUUAGCUGUUUAUUUUUUUAAAUUACUUUGGACUUACGAACCCAAAGUUCAAAAAGCACUGUCAAAUGUAUUUUUUUUUUUGCUUGUCUAGCUUUUAAAAUUGAGAAAUAACUAUGAGCUGCCACUUGAUUUGCACAUGUAACACUGAAAUAAUUGUAUAAUAAAAUAAUAAACCCAAGUCAGCUAUAUUUUCUGCAUCACGUCCUGUAGCUGCUCAACAUGUCCUGUUCAGUUUCCUCCAUCAACGUUGGCACGUAGGAUGCAUUUUUUUUAAAUAACUCAUCUUUCCAUCGUGAUUAUAUCUUUUAUACAGUGCUUUAUUUAUAUUUGUGGCACUUUUUCAAACCCAAAUAUAACCGAAUGCUGUAUUUUAGCAAUCCGCCCCCACACACAGACGUGCAAUAAACCCUCAGAGCUUAAAAUGUGACCGGAUGUAAAAUGUAGUUUUGUAUUAAUGAUGCUAUUUGUGUUCGUGAGAAUGGAAGCAAUGCGUAGCUGAGGUUAAAGGGGGUCACGUUGGUCUGGAAAUGUCAAAUGCAAGUUUAAUGUCAGUGUUGUGACUUGUAGCAGGGUUUUCGAGAGCUAUCGAUUGUAAAACGGGAUCUGUUUUUUUAAUCUGAGAUGUGUGCAUUUGUCCCAGAUAAAAAUCCCUGCUUCUGUUUUAUUCCCUCUGUUAUUUAUAAAGUUUGGCUCCUGAGCUCAUCCUUUAGAUUUCCCGUACCACGAAGUGCGUCUUCCUGUUCCUCUGGAUAAAUUAUUUUUAUGUACAGGCUAUAAAAUGGACAAACUUUUAUUGACCGUUAUUUAAGGAGUGUAUAAGUAUGUAAAAUACACAAUUUAUUAGAUAUAGUACAUGCAAUGUUAACUCUUAGUUAUAUGCGGUGAAAGAUGAUUUAUUUCCUGAAAAAUACACUACCAAUCAAAAGACUGCACGUAUUACUAGAUAUGAAUGUAUUUUUCAUUGCCUUAUAUGAUAAAGGUUUAAUUUUGUUUCUAAGACAACUGUAAAUAGUAAAGAUAUUUAAAUCGGAAAUAAUAAAUGUAUUUCUGGAUUAAAAUGUAUUUUUUUAAGGAGAUUUUCCUUCAUGAAGCCGGUUGAGAAGAUGCCGAGAGCGUACAAAGCUUCGAGAUUUAAAAAAUAUAAAUGUUUUAGUUUGUUGACAUUUUAAUUUAAGGUUUGGUUGUAAACUAUAUCAUUUACUAAUUCAAGAUUGCAUCAAAAUCUAUAGAUUUGUAAAUCUAUUAGUCUAGGACACAGUGGUAAAUAUUCAGGUUGGCACGAUACAAUCUUUUUUCUUUUCUGAUACAGAAACUGAAACCUUAAUUAUCAGCUGAUAUUCAUACCCAUUCAGGACAUAUUUUUUUUUCCCUUAACAAUUGCUAAACUUUAAAUUGGUUUUAAAACUGAAGCACUUAAAAAUACAGAGCUAAAAACACGACUUGGCAAAAGCAUAGUGUUCAUGCAAACAUUACUUACAUUGCAAAUAUAAUAGUUUUUUUUAAAAGUAUAAAUAUAAUAAAAAUUAAUUCUGACAAAAUACAAUCAAGUUUUUUUUAUCCACCAACUGUGUUGGAGGAGGUUAUGUUUUCACCUCCAUUUUUUUCUUGUUUGGUUGGUUGGUUGUUCCCAGUGUAACUCAAAAAGUCAUGAGCAGAUUUGGAUGAAAUUUGGUAGAAAGGUGAUCCAUGGGCCAAGGAAUAAUUGAUUAGAUUUUGAUGUAAAUCUGGAUAUAUAUGUGGAUCUGGGACUUUUUUUUUUGUCUGUUCCCAACGUAACUCAAAAAGUACUGAAUGGAUUUGGAUGAAAUUUGGUGGACAGCUUGAGUAUUAUCCUCAGUUCAAGUUAUUUUGAUUUUGAUGUUGAUGAUAUGUGGCUUGGUGGAGGAACGGACUCGACCAAGUGCCCUUCUAGUUUCCCGUCCAUUUAUUUGUUUGUUUGUUUGUUUGUUCCCAACAUAACUCAAAAAGUAGUGAACGGAUUUGGAUGAAAUUUGGUGGACAGCUUUAAUAUUCUCCUAUCUUCAAGUGAUUUUUGAUGUUGAUGAUGAUAUGUGGCUUGGCAGAGGCAUGGACUCUACCCAGUGCCCUUCCAGUUUUAAUCUGUAAACAUUUACAGUUCCCCAAAAAAAAUAAUAAUAAACUUUUUCUUCCCCAAAUCCAGUUUAUUACAGGAUUGGAUCAAAUGAAUCCUUUUUUUCCCCCUCUAAUAUAUGAUCCGCCAUUUUAUUUUAUUUUAUUUUAUUUUAUUUUAUUGCUGGGAUCCAAUACAGAUCCUGGGUGUCCAAAUUGUGACAUCUUUAGUCAGUAUAUUCAUGAAGUAAUUUGAAAAUAAACUUGGCAUCCCCACUGCAAAGAGUCAAGGGUUGUUGUUGUUGUUUUUUUAAAUCUGAUCCAGCUCAUGAAAUGCUUCUAUCCAGAUGUGAAGGUAGUUUGAAUUAGUAUACAUGACAAAUAAAGGCCUCUUCUUGUUUUUUGUUGUUGUUCAAAAUGCCUUCACAUCUGGAUGACAGGGCAGUGUGGUGCUACGAUACUAAGACUAGAGUAGAGAUCAAAAAUCAUUUAUUACUAAAUUAAGCUACACUUUUUCACUUAAUUUAAACUUAACCUAAUUUAUUCCUAAAUUAUGCUUUUAGUUUAUGACCAAAGCCUUAAGUUAAAAUGUUGCCCUCAAUCACACGAUCACUGCAUCAUUCCAUCAAUGUUAUUUUAUCGUGUUAAUGUCUUCAUUAUUAUUCUAAACUCAAAUAAUUCCUCGUGUCAAAAUGAAGUCCGAACUUUUGACUGGUUGUGUGUGUGUGUGUCUUUCCAUUGUGGUUGAGUGUGUGUAAUUUUAUGAGGUUGUUCAAGAAGCUGGUUGAAGAUUAAAUUCAAGGCUCCAGUUGGCUGGAAUUCGGAAUUACUUUCUCAGAUGAAUGUAAUGUUCAGGUUGUGUGCUCCAUAAUUACGAGCUGAAGAAGAACCAGUAACAUUAAGGGAUGUACAGUGAUGACAGUGUUUGUGUCGAGGCAAACAUGAUUAGCUUUUGUCGCUCACAGUAAACGUUAAGCGCAUGUUACACCACCAUCUUCCUGCUGCAUUUCCAACACCCUGUUUUUUUUUUUUUUGCAAUUUGUAAAAGAAUGUGUGUGUUUAAACACUGUAAGCAUCCUGUCUGAUACAAGUAAAGAAUGUCGUUGUCCUCACGUAACAUGAACAGUGCAGGGAUUUUUGGGAUUUUCGGACAGCUGUGUACUUUUUGCACGUAGAUUUAGUGAUGCACUAAAUCUGUCACAUGACCUGCUGACAGCCAAUGAUAUGCAGACUGUACAUUAUGAUGGACGUAUAAGAAGCACGAACAAGUCAACUUGUACUUUUAAUGGUAGUAGAAAUGAAACACAGCCAUAUGCCACUGAAAAGUGCUAGAAUGUUAGAAUAUAUACAUUUUUUUCCCUAUUCUGGAACUUUCUGUAAAAUUCCGAUGUAUAGUUUUAGGGCAAAAGCUUUAAAAAGAUCUGUGUCUAUAGAUUCUGUUGACUCUGUUCAUUGAUUUUGAUCUAUGCAAACCCUGUCUUUCCGUUCUGUAUCAGUGUACUGACGUGUUCACCAUUUUAUUUGAAAUUAAACCAGUAUAAUUCAGUAUAUUCUCACUGUUUAGCAUGCCUGGAAGCAUUUUUUUAUGGUGAGUUUGUAUUGUGGUUUAUAUUUCAUUAACCCAUUAAACUCAAAGCAUUUGAGGUGAAAA
Molecule: messenger RNA, 11904 nt
Organism: Neoarius graeffei (lesser salmon catfish)
Lineage: Eukaryota; Metazoa; Chordata; Actinopteri; Siluriformes; Ariidae
Product: protein phosphatase 1 regulatory subunit 3E
Exons: 2
Coding region: 707-1654 (315 amino acids)
Biological process (GO): regulation of glycogen biosynthetic process
Cellular component (GO): protein phosphatase type 1 complex
Molecular function (GO): protein phosphatase 1 binding; glycogen binding
Source: RefSeq, a predicted model, not a curated record